CCAAAACCCCCAAUCCCCCCCGAGACCCCGCCCCAACAUGGCGGCGGCGGCGGGGGGCGGGGUCUCGCCGGGGGGCGGAGCCUCGCUGGAGGAGGAGUGCGAGGUUGUGCGCGUGCGCGUCAAGAAGAACGAGGGGCAGCAGCCGCCCGAGUUCCGCUCGUUUGCCGUGGACCCGCAGAUCACCUCGCUGGAUGUGCUGCAGCACAUCCUGGCCCGAGCCUUCGACCUGCAGGGGAAGAAAAGCUUCGUGCUGAGCUUUGCAGCACGGGAUGGGCAGGGCCAGGACACCUUUGUGCCUCUGCUGAGCGAUGGUGACCUGGCCAAUGCCUUCACCUGCGCCCGGCCCACCCUGAGGCUGCGCCUGGACGUCAGGAACCCCCCCGACAGUGAGUGACACACCUGGGACACACCUGGGCACAA
Parus major (Great Tit) is the source of this 420-nucleotide messenger RNA. RefSeq names its product TBC1 domain family member 25-like. NCBI's taxonomy places the organism in Eukaryota, Metazoa, Chordata, Aves, Passeriformes, Paridae. The transcript is spliced from 3 exons. The record is from RefSeq and is a predicted model, not a curated record. The coding region runs from base 38 to 394 and encodes 118 amino acids. Gene Ontology annotation, molecular function: protein binding.